CAAGGUCAUGAACUCGAUUGCCAGCGAGAGUAAUUGCUGAGGGGAAAUUGUUGGCCAUGUGUGCAUCAAUUGUCCCCUAGCAAAGGCUAUGUGGGCCAAGUCACAAUUGAAUAUCGUGGACGCUUGUGUGUGCUGAAUGUACUACAAGGGUAGGUCGGGGCCUUGAGGGAGGAAGCUAAGAAAGAAGAACGUAACCAACCCCGGCCGGUGACAUCUCCCGCCGGAGAUGAACUUUCCGAUCCCAUUUCCCGAUGAGGAUUCCCAUCAAGCUAAACAGGGGACUCCGUUCGAAUUUGGGCUUCUAGUCUUCAUCUACGCCACAGUUCUGGGGGUGAUGUUGAUGGUGAUAGCACUGAUGGUGAAGCUGAUGGGGUUCUGCGACGGCGCGGCGGCGGCGGAGGAGGAGGAGAGUAGCAGGUUGCUGUCGAAGGAGGCGGCGUGGAUGGCGUACGGAGUGUUCGACGACGACGAAGAAGAAGAAGCAGACGUGGAGUCGGCGGCGCCGCCCAGCCGGGGCAGUUCGAGUGAGGAUUUGUUCGUCGGAAAAGUGUGCGCCAUAUGCUACGACAAGAGACGGCGUUGGCUUUUCUUCCCGUGUGGUCACUGCGCCACCUGCUCUUCAUGUACCAAAAGGAUUAUGGAAGGAAAAGCAAAGACUUGCCCCUUUUGCCGGGGAUUUAUCCACAAUGUUUCAAGAUUUCUAAACCGCCGGUGAAAUUAGGCGGGGCAAAGGGCUCCUCUCUAUUUCAUGAUGAUUUCCUAAAUCCUAAGGAAUAAUGUGAAAUUGAUAAUUAACAUUCAUUUUUAGGUCUGGAAUGUGAUCAUGUUUUCUUGUUAUGACUAGAUAGAGAGGGACCUUUCUGUAAAUAAUUUCAUUCUAUGCCUCCCUUUUUAGGUUCUAAUCUACUCGUCUUUCAAUAGUAGAUAUGGGGUACUAGCUAGCCCUCACCU
Messenger RNA from Cuscuta campestris, 951 nucleotides. The record is from the annotation of a GenBank genome assembly. NCBI's taxonomy places the organism in Eukaryota, Viridiplantae, Streptophyta, Magnoliopsida, Solanales, Convolvulaceae.